This is a messenger RNA of Panicum hallii, 10018 nucleotides long. Its product is annotated as BEACH domain-containing protein B-like. NCBI's taxonomy places the organism in Eukaryota, Viridiplantae, Streptophyta, Magnoliopsida, Poales, Poaceae. Gene Ontology annotation, molecular function: protein binding. The record is from RefSeq and is a predicted model, not a curated record.
CGCAUCUCGGGUCCGAUCCGGAUCGCCUAGGUUUUUCGCUUCCGCGAUCGGCGAGGCGGGGGUGACGAUGCCCUGCUAGGCCUGGGUCGGAGGCGAUGAACAUCGUGUGGGGCGUUGCCGAUCUCCUCCGCAAGGCGCCCCCUCCCCCCGCGCCGGGUGGUGACGCCGGCUCGGCGCCCGCGCCCGCCGGCGGCCUCGACGACGCGCCCACACCCCGCGUUGUCUUCAGUGAUAGUCCAGAGGAGGGAAUCCUAAGUGUACUCUGGAAGAAGUAUGAGAAUGCAUUUGAUAAGGUUGAAAAGGAGAAAUCCCUUCAAAUUUUUAUCUUACAAUUUGUAGAGACAUUCAGAGAUUGGGGACCAUGCCCGAUCGAGCAAUUGGUUGGUCAAAAAUUAGGAUCUGACGCAACAAUUGCCGGAUGCUCUUGUGGGCAUCCUUCUGAUGUCAUUCUUAUUCUGAUUCAGGAGAUUUCUCUAAUUACGUCAACUAUUGUUGAAAGUGGCAACAGUCUGGAAUCUCCUGCAAACCAUCAUUCAGGGCAACCAACAAACCUGGGAUUAAGCACACAAAUACUACAAGUUCUGGAGUGCUUGGCAAUUCUGACUCGCUCCUUGCAUAACUGUAGAGUAUUUAGCUACUAUGGUGGUGUGCAGAAGAUUACUUCUCUACUAAAAGCUGCAGUUGCUCAGCUCAGAAACUUGAACAGUUUGCUGGCUGCAGAUGACCAAUCUUCAGAUGAAGCAAUGGGAAAUACUAGGCUGAUGCUAAGUAUACUUGUAUGCAUAAUCACAAUAAUUUCAAACUUCAUGAAGUUGGAAACAACAACCGCAAGGAUACCCCAUAUUGUCGAGACCACUAAGCAUACCCCAUCAAAAAGCCACUUGGCUGCAGUUACUUCUAGUUCUCCAGAUAACACCAUUUCCGAUACAGUUCGACAUUGGCAGCAGAAGGCAAUUGUUCUUGUGAUGGAAGCCAGUGGUGUCAAUUGGUUAGUAGAACUCUUACGUGUCAUUCAAAGGCUGAAUUUGAAAGAGCAGUGGAAUGAUCUCUCACUUCAUUUUAUCACUUUGUGCACUCUGCAAUCAACUGUUUCUGGCACUCGUGCUCAGAAUCAUCUCAGAAGCAUUGGUGGUCUGGAAAUUCUAUUGGAUGGACUAGGACUUCCUUCUAGUAAAUUUUCAGUUUUGAAGCAUUCAUCUAUCUCAAGAAAUGAAAGGGGUGAAAUACUUCUGCUCCAGAUACAGUAUUUGCAAAUUCUAAGUGAGGCAGUAUUUGCCAACGUCAACAAUUUGCAUUUUUUAUGUGAAAAUGGACGGGUACACAAAUUUGCAAACUGCAUUUGUUGGCCUGCAUUUAUGAUUAAGAAGUUCCAUCAGCAAAAGGAUAACACCAUGGCUUCACACGCACUAGAUUCUGUCUCUGGUCCAAUUUGUUUUCUUGAUAUAACUGAAUGGAAUGACUACUCUGUCAAGUUGAGCAACGCCCUUUGUUCUUUUAUUCUUCCUUCAAAGGAUAUUGAUUACUGGUCCGAUGAAAUAGCUGUCAGCCAAAUUGCACUAUCUAUCCCAUCGGCAUACCUGGAGCAAUCUGUGAGAUGGAUCAUUAGGAUUCUUAUGACUGUCUUUCUAUGUAUCAGAGCUUGUACCAGUGAAUCUGCACUACCGAACCACAUAAAGAUUUUUGCAAAGACCGUUCAACAUUACAUCAUUCGCAUGUUCAAAAGGGUUCUUAUUUCAACACCAGCUCUACUCCCAGCUUUUCGAGAGGAAGGGCCAGAAUGCUCGGCACUGCUGGAUGCACUUGAACAUUGCAUUUCUGAUCCUUUGACUGUCAGCACUCUUCUAAAAAGCUUCCGUGUAAUUCUACAACUCGCCACAGAGCAAACUUUAGCUUCAUUUGAAUCAUUGGAUGUGAUUACAAGAGUCCUUAAGGCUGCUUGCCAUCAGGCACAAGAACUACGGAACUUUAGCAAUUUUCUUUGUUCUAAUGUCAUGAUCACUGAAGAUGUUUCCCAGUGUAAAAGUAUUGAAGACAGAACUGAGAACGCUCUUAUGUGUACAGAGUUAGCUUUGAGCCUCUUUACGGAAUAUGUCACUAUAUCGGUAGAUGGAAGAAUUCUUGUUUUACACAAUGCUGACUGUAUUGAGUGUUUAUUUGACUUGUUCCAAGAACAGAACCUUCGAAAGCAUGUGCUGGAACAGGUUCUUGCCUUAUUUAGGUUGCCUUCAUCGUCAGCACAAGAUCAUACAGCAAAGUUGCAGUUAUGCUCCAAAUAUUUAGAGAACUUUGCACGAGCAAAUGAAAAAGAAAAGGUCGACUCAGAGUUGUUGAUUGAUCUUCUGGUCAGCAUGAGAGAGAUCAUAAUGAUGGAUCACAUGUACUAUCAAAAUCUGUUUCGCAAUGGAGGGUGCUUUCUGCAUAUUGUCUCUUUGUUGAAUGGAAAUAUCAAUGAGGUGACUGAUGAGCAGCUUAUCCUUAAUGUCCUUGAGACAUUAACUUUACUACUUAAAGGAAAUGAUGCAUCCAAGGGUGCCUUUAGAUUGCUAGUUGGUGCAGGUUAUCAAACAUUACAGAGUUUGGUACUCGAUUUCUACAAAUGGUCACCAAGUGAGAGACUCUUUGAUGCAUUGCUUAGCAUGCUGGUUGAUUGCAAGUUCGAGUUAAAUGAGAAAACGACUAUAAAGAAUGAAGACGCUGUUGUAUUACUUCUGAAUAUUUUACAGAAGAGCAGCGCAUCGCUUCAGCACUAUGGGCUUGUGAUCUUGCAGCAGUUGCUCAAGCAAUCCAUUACAAAUAGAACCUCUUGUUUCAGAGCCGGAUUGCUAAGUUUUCUUCUUGAUUGGUUUUCAAUAGAGGAAAAGGAUGAUACAGUUAUUGAAAUUGCAGAGAUAAUACAGAUACUUGGUGCACACAGUAUAUGUGGCAAGGACAUUCGGAAAAUCUUUGCCCUCUUGCGCUGUGAGAAGAUUGGUGCCAAACAGGAGCACACUUCUUUGCUUCUGACAAGUCUGAGUCACAUGCUCAAGGAAAAGGGUCCAGAAGCUUUCUUUGAGUUCAGUGGCCAUGAUUCUGGUAUAGAAAUAAAAUCACCCUUCCUAUGGCCUUACAAUAGAGGUCUAUCAUUUUCUUGCUGGUUAAGAGUUGAAAACUUCCCAGACAACGGUAUGAUGGGCCUUUUCUCCUUUUUCACAGAAGAUGGAAAGGGGUGCUCAGCUGUGCUUAACAGAAGUGCUUUAGUAUAUGAGUCUAUCAAUCAGAAACAUCAGUGUGUUUUGUUACCACUCAAGCUCCCACCAAAGGAAUGGAAAUUCCUUUCCGUUACUCAUACAAUUGGGAGGGCUUUCUCCGGAGGAAGCCAGCUGAGGUGUUACGUAGAUGGGGAGCUAGUGUCAUCCGAGAAGUGCGGGUAUGCAAAAGUCAAUGAAGCAAUGACGCACUGCACCAUUGGUACAGAAUUGGUGCCUGUUGGUGAAGAACCCAUCUCAAUUGGUUUCGAAAAAACUUUUGCCUUUGCAGGUCAAAUGGGCCCAGUCUAUGUGUUUUCUGAUGCCCUUUCUUCAGAGCAAGUAAAGGGCAUAUAUUUUCUUGGACCUAGUUACAUGUACUCUUUCCAUGGUGAUGAUUCACUCUACAGGGGAAUUCUUGAUGCAAGAGACGGCCUUUCAUCAAAGAUAAUUUUUGGUUUCAAUGCACAGGCUAGUGAUGGCCGCAGUUUGUUCAGUGUGUCAUCAGCACUUGAUAAUGCAGACAAAAGUACAUUUGAAGCAGCAAAUGGGGGAACAAAGUUAUGCUCGCGGCACUUGCCUCAGGACAUUAUUUACUGUGUUGGUGGUGUCUCUGUAUUUUUCCCACUCUUCACUCAAUUUUUUGAUGCUGCAACUGAUGUUAUGCAAUCUUGCCAUUCAUCUGUCAACAAUGACAAAUUGGCAGCUGAGGUCAUUGAACUAGUCGCAACUGUUCUGGAUGGAAAUGUAUCGAAUCAACAACAGAUGUAUCUUCUUUCUGGGUUACCUAUUCUAGGCUUCUUGCUUCAAUCAGCUACACCACAGCUCUUAACAACCAAAACUCUUUCCGCACUAAAGUAUAUGUUCAACAUUCUAAGGAAAUGCGGCAUGUCAAAAGUUCUCCUGAAAGAUGCUAUCUCACAUAUUUAUUUAAAUCCACAAAUAUGGGUGUAUGCAAGCUAUGAAGUACAAAGGGAUCUUUAUAUGUUUGUGAUAAAAUAUUUUGAAACAGACGGGAGGCUUUUACCACUUCUAUGUGGACUUCCUUGGAUUAUUGAUAUUGUGUGCCGAUAUUACUGGGAAAAGGCUGAUUCUAGGCAUGUUGUUGCUUCCAAGCCUUUGCUGCAUCCAGUUACCAAAGAAGUUAUCGGAGAGAGACCUAAGAUAGUUGAAAUUCGCAAGCUUCGUCUUCUCUUUUUAAGUUUAGCAGAAAUGAGCUUAAAGCUAAGAACUUCUCCAGAUGACAUAAGAGCGCUUGUAGCGUUUUUCGAGAGGAGUCAAGACAUAGCAUGUAUAAGAGAUAUACUGGACACUAUCAUCCAUGCUCUUUCACAGGGAUCAGUUUUGUCAUCCUUUGUGGAGAACGUAAAUUGCCUUGGUGGUUGUUGCAUUUUCGUUAAUCUUCUUAAGAGAGAAUUUGAGCCAGUCCGUUUGUUGGGGCUUCAGCUCUUUGGAAAGCUCUUGGCUGGGGUUACUUCUGAGAAGAAAGGAACAAAAUUAUUUUCCUUACCCUUAGUGCAGUCUAGAUGCAUCUCUGAUAACCUCAUGAAAGAAAUAACAGCUUCACCUCAAUUGUUCUUCUGUACAAUAUCUGAAAGGCUAUUCAAAUUUCCUCUAUCCGACAAUUUAUGUGCAGCUCUUUUCAGUUUUCUUUGUGGAACCACUCCACAGCAGAUCCUCCAGGAAAAUUCUCAGCCUGAUCCAUCAAGGGAUAAAAAUUGCAACCUUUCGAGCUUGCCACCCUUUUCCCUUCCUCAGAUUUUGGUCUGCAUCUUUAGAUAUAUGCAUUCUUGUCAAGAUUCCUCAGCACGCAGAAGAAUCUUAAAUGAUCUUCUUGGUUUGCUGGACUCAAACCCUUCAAACAUUGAGGCCUUAAUGGAGCACAGUUGGAACUCUUGGCUUGAAACAUCCACAAAGCUUGAUGUAUUUAAGGACUACAAAUCAGUUUUUAAAGGUGAGCUCGAUGAUGUGGAGACAGAUGAACUAAAUCUUGUGAGGAACUUGUAUUCUGUGGUCCUUUCAUACUACCUGCGCUCUGUUAGAGGUGGCUGGCAUCAACUCGAGGCUACUGCUAAUUUUUUCCUUUUCAAACUUGACCAGGGACAGCUAUCAAGCCUUGAUUUGCUGAGGGACAUAUUUGAUGAUAUCGCGGGGAGCCUGCUUCAGAAAUCUCUGGAAGAUAAUAUUUUCCUUUUUCAGCCUUGCUGUGAUAAUGUAUUGCAUUUUUUGGACCUUAUACAGGAGUUGCUUGUCAAUCAAAUGGGAAUUAAGCUCUUGUUUCCGUCUCCCAGUCUAUCAGAGGAAUCUUCACAUGAAAACAUGUGGAAAGAAGAUAUUAAGUCAACAGUAAAUGAUAUUUUAAAUACUGAGAGCAAUGGUCAAUGUACAAGCUUGCUUUGGACGGCUUGCAAAUAUUCUUAUGGAAAUGAUGUCAGUGAUGAUCGGUGGAGCUUCUUUGACAAGGUGUGGAGUAUUAUAUGUAAUUUGAAUGGAAAAGGACCAAGCAAAUUGCUGCAGAAGGAUCCAAAUGUUGAGGUUGCAUCUUUGGGGCAAAGGCCGUGUGAAUUGGUGGAGUCUGUAAAUGUCCCUGCUGCUGAAAAGGCUGCUGCUGUUGUAUCUGGAGGUAUCGGUACUGCAUUAGGUGUAAAAGUGAAUAGAUUUGCUGAGAAAACUAUAACGUCAAGGGAGGAGAUAAUUCCAAGAGUUUUCUUCCACCUUGUGAUUCUGUACCUCUGCAAAGCUGGAUCAGAAAAUGCAUCCAAGUGUGUCCUGCAGUUCAUGUCAUUGCUUCCAAUUCUUCUUAUUUCAGAAGAUGAUCAAAGCAAAAAUAAGCUCCACUUUUUGAUCUGGUCUUUACUAAUCGUAAGAUCUCAGUAUGGGCAGCUUGAUGGUGGAGCACGUUUCCAUGUUUUUUCACACUUGAUUCUGGAAACUAUCAUAUAUGGAAACUCUAUGUUGGUUACUAAUAUCUUAGGCAGAGAUGGUUCUAUGGAAGUCAAGAACAAUAAAGAGACUGGAUUCAUUCUUAGCUUUAUACAGAAGGAUCGUGUUCUUGCCGCGGCUGCUAAUGAGGUUAAGCACAUGAAGGCUGUUCAGGCUGAUCGCUUAAAGCAGCUGCAGGAACUUCAGUUUAUGCUUAAUGAGAGUUCCGCAAAGGAGACAUGGUUAGUGCAGGCUAUUGAAGAUGAGAUACGUUUUACUGUCACUGCUGUCCUUUCAGCAGAUGACAGUAGAAAAGCAGCUUCUCAGCUUGCUUUCCGUGAGGAGCAGCAAAUGAUCGCGGAUAAGUGGAUACAUAUUUCCCGUGCUUUGAUGGAUGAGAGGGGACCAUGGUCUGCUAACCCUUUGCCGAAUGAUGUUGUGACUCACUGGAAACUUGACAAGACAGAGGAUAAAUGGCGGCGGCGGUUCAAGCUCAAGCGUAAUUACAAAUUUGAUGAACGCCUAUGUCAACCUUCACAGUCAAAGAAUGAAAGUACAUGUCCUUCAGCUGACCAACCAUACAUUAGUGCCAAAAUUCCUGAGAAAAUGAAACGAUUCCUUCUUAAAGGAGUACGGGGAAUCACAGAGGACAGUGGCUAUGAACCAUUUGAAGACACUAGCGAUGCGAAUGAAUCUACCCAGAGUAAUCCUUUAGAGAACCAAAACCUGAAUAAUGCUGCAGAUUCCUCUGAUUAUCACGCUACUGUACACGACAAGAAAGAGCCAUCAUCUACUAAUGGAGAUAAUGAUUAUACAAAGGUUCUAUGUUCAGUUCGUUGUGUUCUUGUAACCCCAAAGCGAAAAUUAGCAGGAUACUUAGAUAUCACACGAACUGUUAUGCAUUUUUCUUUUGAAUUUUCGGUUGAAGGAACUGGAGGAUCAUCUGUAUUCAGCAAAUUUAAAGACAAAAAAGAUUCAGAUUGCAAGAACGAUCUGGGAGGUUUGGACAGACUUGAUGGAUGCCGAGAUGGUAUGAUUGAAACCAAUGGUGUCUUGAUGCAAAACCAAUCAAACAAGAUUAAACGUCACAGAAGGUGGAACAUAGCCAAGAUAAAAGGAGUUCAUUGGACACGCUACCUACUACAAUAUACUGCGAUGGAGAUUUUCUUUGAUGAUUCAAGGGCACCUAUAUUUUUAAAUUUUUCCUCCCAAAAGGAUACUAAAAAUGCUGGGACUCUGUUGGUUUCUCUCAGGAAUGAAGCUUUGUUCCCGAAAGGAAGUACCAAAGGCAAAAAUAGUAUCAUUUCAUUUGUCGACAGGCGAGUUGCUCUUGAGAUGGCUGAGAAUGCUGGAGAAAGAUGGAAAAGGAGGGAGAUCAGUAACUUUGAGUACCUUGUGAUUUUAAACACCCUUGCUGGAAGAUCUUACAAUGACUUAACUCAGUAUCCUAUAUUUCCAUGGGUAUUGGCUGAUUACACCUCAGAAAAGCUUGAUUUCAACAAGUCAUCAACUUUUAGGGAUCUUUCAAAACCAGUUGGUGCUUUGGAUGAAAACCGUUUCAAGGUUUUUGAAGAUAGAUAUCUUAGUUUCUGUGAUCCUGAUAUACCAAGUUUUUAUUACGGAUCUCACUACUCUAGCAUGGGAAUCGUUCUUCAUUACAUGCUUAGGCUCGAGCCAUUUACAACUCUGCAUCUAAGCUUUCAGGGUGGCAAGUUUGACCAUGCUGAUCGUCUGUUCCAGAGCAUUGAUAGCGCUUACAGAAAUAGCUUAUCAAGUACAAGUGAUGUCAAAGAGCUUAUUCCAGAAUUCUUUUACAUGCCUGAGUUUCUUGAAAAUUCAAAUUCAUAUCAUCUUGGUGUUAAGCAGGAUGGUGAGCCUAUAGGCAAUGUUGCUCUCCCUCCAUGGGCGAAGGGUUCGCCUGACAAAUUCAUCCACAUCAACAGAGAAGCCCUUGAAAGUGAAUAUGUGAGCUCUAAUCUCCAUCACUGGAUUGACCUCAUCUUUGGUUACAAGCAACGUGGACAGCCAGCUGUUGAGGCAGCAAACAUAUUUUACUAUGUGACAUAUGAAGGUGCAGUUGAUCUGGAAAAUAUGGAUGACAUGUUGCAUAAAUCUGCUAUUGAGGAUCAGAUAGCGAAUUUUGGACAGACACCAAUCCAGAUCUUCCGGAUGAAACAUCCAAGAAGAGGACCUCCCAUCCCAAUUGCUCAUCCACUGUAUUUUGCACCACAGUCGAUAACAAUGACUUCGAGUGUUUCUAGGUCAAUCAGCCACAUGUGUGCUGUGCUAUUUAUAGGUUUGUUGGAUAAUACAGUUGUAUUGAUGAAUGACGGUCUCAUAUUGUCAGUAAAGCUGUGGUUGACAACACAGCUGCAGUCAAUUGGAAAUUUCACAUAUUCUGGACCACAGGAACAUUUAUUUGGAAUCAGUUCAGAUGUUAUCUCUCCUCGUAAAAUUGGCACUUUCCUUGCUGAAAACGUCGAGUUUGGAAGACAUUGCUUAGCAACAAUGCAAAAUAAUGGUGACAAUUAUUUGAUUUUAUGCGGAAAUUGGGAGAACAGUUUCCAAAUAAUUUCUCUUAGUGAUGGAAGAAUUAUGCAGAGCAUCAGGCAACAUAAGGAUGUUGUUGGCUGUGUGGCAGUUUCAUCUGAUGGAAACGUGGUUGCAACUGGUGGUUAUGACACAACUGUUAUGAUCUGGCAUGCAUUUCGAGGAAGACCAAUUGAUAAGAAAUUGAGGACUGCCAAUUUUGAACUUUCAGAAAAGGAACAUGUUAUAGUGGAAAGGCCUGUUCAUAUCUUUUGUGGUCAUGAUGACAUCAUAACAUGCUUAUUUGUUAGCACGGAACUGGACAUUGUAAUUAGUGGUUCAAAAGAUGGGACUUGUAUUUUUCAUACACUGCGUGAAGGGAGAUACGUUCGGUCCAUUCAGCAUCCUUCUGGUGUUGGUUUGUCGAAAUUGGUUGCAUCACAGCAUGGGAGAGUGGUAUUAUAUUCUGAGAAUGACCUCUCGUUGCACAUGUACUCCAUCAAUGGAAGACAUAUUGCUUCUUCAGCCACCAGUGGACGUCUCAAUUGCAUGGAACUUAGUUGUUGUGGUGAGUUCAUUGCUUGUGCUGGUGAGAAGGGACAGAUAGUGUUACGUUCUAUGCAUUCUCUGGAUAUUGUUUGGAGGUAUGAUGGAGCUGGGAAGACAAUUACUUCUUUAGCUGUGACCCCUGAGGAGUGCAUCCUAGCAGGAACCAAGGAUGGUAGCUUGCUAGUGUUCUCAAUAGAAAACCCUCUCCAUCGAAGGGGGAGCAUGCAACGAAAUAGAAUAAAGACCUCCACAACUGGUUAAGUUUCAUGUACUUCUGGCAGCAAGAAAAAUCCACCAGAUGAAAAAUUAUAGCUUCAUGUAAGGUCAUUACCAGCUUAUAGAACUGUUCUCGCGACAAUGUAGUCUGUACAUAAUAGUUGUCUUUCAAGAUCACUACAUAAAGCUGGCAUUCAGGAAUGAGCAUUGUCAAGAUAUUCAGCUGCUGAUGGCCAUUGAGCGCUCAAUCUGAAUGCAUCGAACUUAUGUGCUGAACACUGAUUGGCACUAGAUCCAUAGUUGACUUCAGGGUACGUCAAGAUAUUCAGCUGGUGAUGGCCCUUAAGCGCUCAAUCUGACUGCAUCGAACUUACGCGCUGAACACUGGUUGACACUAGUUGACUUUAGGGUAGACGCGUAGCAUCUUCACUUCUCCAGCCUACACGAUGUUAGCGGGCGGAGCACUCCACUUCAGUUGUUUGUGGAGAGGCUAGACAGACUCCCUGCAAGAGUCCUUGUACGUAGGGUUCUCUGCCACUGUUCUGAAAUCUGAAUGUGUCUACCUCCGUUGUGCCGAA